AUGCCUCCUACAAACAGCUCCUCCACCACAAACUCCUACUUCCUCCUGAAUUGUUUUGUUGAGGCUGGGAGCCAUCAGUUUGGGCUCUCCAUGGUCCUGGCCCUGCUCUUUUUCGUGGCCCUGGGGGCCAAUGCUUUGCUCCUGCUGACCAUCUGGCUGGAGGAGUCUCUGCACCAGCCCAUGUACUACCUCCUCAGCAUCCUCUCCCUUCUGGACUUCGUGCUGUGUCUCACCGUCAUUCCCAAGGUCUUGGUCAUCUUCUGGUUGGGCUGGCGGUCCAUCAGCUUUGCAGGCUGCUUUUUGCAGAUGUUCAUAAUGAACAACUUCCUGGCCAUGGAGUCCUGCACCUUCAUGGUCAUGGCCUAUGACCGCUACGUGGCCAUCUGCCACCCGCUGCAGUACCCGUCCAUCAUCACUGACCAAUUUGUGGCUAAGGCGGCCGUCUUCAUUGUGGCUCGCAACACUCUCAUCAUCUUCCCACUCCCCAUCCUCUCCUCCAGGCUACACUACUGUCGAACAAAUGUCAUUGAGCACUGCCUUUGUGCCAACUUGCACGUGUCCAGGGUGUCAUGUAGUGAUAGCACCCUCUCCCGGUUGUACCAGCUCAUCGGAGGCUGGACCCUGCUGGGCUCGGACCUAAUCCUCAUCACCCUCUCCUAUGCCUUCAUCCUGCGUGCCGUGUUGCAUCUGAAGGCCGAGGGGGCAGCAGCCAAGGCCCUGAGCACCUGUGGGUCCCAUCUCAUCCUCAUCCUCUUCUUCAGCACCAUCCUGCUGGUUUUGGUCCUCACCAACGUGGUCGAGAAGAGAGUCCAUGCCGACAUCCCCAUCCUCCUCAAUGUCCUGCACAACGUCAUCCCCGCUGCCCUGAACCCCAUCGUCUAUGGGGUGCGAACUAAGGAGAUCAAGGAGGGGAUCCACAGGGUCUUGAGGAAACAACUCAAUCUCAUCCAGCCUCCCACCAGCAGAAAAGAGAAGAACACCAUCAUAAGGCCACAGAAUCUCAGGAAAACCUGGGACUGCUGCAGAAGUCCCUGUGGACAAGGGUGUGUCCUGAACUCUGGUCCCCGGUGA
This is a messenger RNA of Tachyglossus aculeatus (Australian echidna), 1071 nucleotides long. RefSeq names its product olfactory receptor 56A4-like. Gene Ontology annotation, molecular function: G protein-coupled receptor activity; olfactory receptor activity. The transcript has 2 exons. Bases 1 to 1071 code for a protein of 356 amino acids. Gene Ontology annotation, biological process: G protein-coupled receptor signaling pathway. The record is from RefSeq and is a predicted model, not a curated record. Gene Ontology annotation, cellular component: membrane. NCBI's taxonomy places the organism in Eukaryota, Metazoa, Chordata, Mammalia, Monotremata, Tachyglossidae.